CUUCAAUCACAAAUGCACUUUCUCGCGGCGUUUCAACCUACUGAAUAGGGUGAAAAUUAUUAGGAUUCUCCAGCCGCUUCAACAUUCUUCCAAUAUUAGAGUUACCAAAGUUUGGACGGCAAUACAAGCUUUCCGAGGAAGAAGCACGAUGUCUUCAACUACUUCCGAUAUCGAAUUGGGCCAGUGCAACACCACGCCAUUAUCGAGGAUAGGUACAAGCCGCAGAAACUGGAGGUUCGGGUGGCCAAAUCUGGCCUGGCCAUCAUCAGACAUCUCACUUCCUUUGUCACUGUUUUGGAACAAGAGUGCUCCGGUAAUGCAAUUACCGCAAAUCGAGGACUAUCCUAAGGGAUAUCCCCAAUUUUCGUCUUUAAUAUCUUCACAUGAGUCCUUUUUCGUCGCACGAAGGUUUCUGAAUGUUCGUGCUCGAUUAUUAUUACUCAAACAAAAUCGUGUUGUCGCACUUGAAAGCAAGCUGCACAAGAUUGAUAGGGACGAAGAAAGGCCAUUGUUUCUCGGCAGUUCUCAGCGGGACCAGAAUCAAGACAGAGCUCAAGUUGUUGCUGAGCUCGACGAAGCACUAGAGGAUCUAGACAAGUUCCUAUUAAGAAGUCGACAGAUUUCUGAACUCGAACAAGCCGAUCCUCGAGCUGUAACGAAUCUGCAGAACUGGGUCAAUGGCACGGGUUCUAUAGCACGAGCAGAAAGCAGGUUUUUGAACUAUCCACCCGAGGAGCUCCUUAGCACCAGUCCACGGGAUGAAUCUGCCAUGAUAGGCCUUGAAAACAACGUGGCUGAGAAUCUGCUUCGUGUGCGAGAUUACUUUUUUCCGAGCUAUUCUCCGAAGGUCUCACGAGACAGCGCUCAUAUUUAUAUCCCUACAAGGUCAUCUACAGCUUUUAUUUCUCGUGCUUUGAUGACACCCAUCAUUGUCGUCGUGCUAUUAGCCCCUGUCAUUUUAUGCUCCUACCUAAAUAAUACUUCAUCGCGACUCUUUGCUGUUGGGGGUGCAACGGUAUUCUUCGUUGCCAUGAUUUCUGGUGGUACAAGAAUGAAGAGUCAAGAAUUGAUUAUAGCUGGAGCUACGUAAGCAAUACCUUGUGUCCUUCAUGUACGUCCUACUGACCUUUAUAGAUACGCUACAGUACUUACUGUUUUCCUCUCAGAAUCUUCGGUCUUGCCAGGGUGAAAGAGUCAUUACUACAGUUGGUAUGCCGUCUGAAGUGUGUUUUUGAGAGUGUCUUUUUGAGUUCAUAGACCUUACAGCUGAUGUUUGCAUCGCCUGCCUUACCUCGCUAUGGGACUAGAAGGCGGUGUCUGUUUUUGGAGGUGCAACACUGUACAAUUGUCUGGAACAAUUUCAACAAUUAACUGUUGAUCAGUAUGGUUUCUGCACGCAGGCCACUGCCCAGUGCGAAUGUUGCGAAGAUAGAAAAAGGUGCUCAUUUGCAGAGCCGCUAUGGAUGUUUCAUAUCGUACCUGUCAUGAGAUGAACAUCCUUUAUAGCAAUAGAUGACCUUCACAACGCACGAUAUCUUGCUCGCCACGCCGUUACGGCUACCAGCAAGGUUCAAGUCGCCACUGUACGACAGAUGAAGUUCUU
This is a messenger RNA of Fusarium odoratissimum NRRL 54006, 1603 nucleotides long. RefSeq lists its product as uncharacterized. The transcript is spliced from 4 exons. Lineage: Eukaryota; Fungi; Ascomycota; Sordariomycetes; Hypocreales; Nectriaceae. The coding region runs from base 149 to 1090 and encodes 313 amino acids. The record is from RefSeq and is a predicted model, not a curated record.